Molecule: messenger RNA, 4441 nt
Organism: Bactrocera oleae (olive fruit fly)
Lineage: Eukaryota; Metazoa; Arthropoda; Insecta; Diptera; Tephritidae
Source: RefSeq, a predicted model, not a curated record
AGCUUCCGCUAGCUGUCAGUUUCCGUCAAGUGAAAAUUUAUAAUAUUUUACAGUAUGUAAAAAUUAAAAAAGUCUCUAAAAAUUAAAUUUGUGUAUUCAAUUUAGGUGAACAUUUUUGGUGUUGCUAUUAUUAUAUAUAAAAAGUUGUGCGCGUUUUCAAUCGUGUGGUAGUUAAAAAGUAUUCCUGGAUGUGUUUUUUUUAGCUCAAUUUUGUGAAUAAAAAAGUGAGUGUGUUUGACUGUGGGAGCACCGGAUGCAAAUCCGUUAAAAAGUUUCUGGUGAUUCGUAAAUUGUGAGUUGAGGUGAAGCGCAGUGCUGGUAUUUUCAAUAUUUCAAGUGCAAUGUCUUUGCAAAAGUUGAGCUCAACAAGUCUUUGACAUUAGACCAACCCUAUUAAUUGCAUAUCGUUUCGUUUGAAUUGAUUUCAUCGCGCAUCCAUAACGCCGCAGCAGCUGCAAAUGCGAAAUGCGAAUGAAAAAUGUGCCGAGGCGUUAAAGCCAGGAAGCGGGCAUAUAGCGAAAAUCUGUGUCAGAGCCAAUAAGUGGAAAACAGCGAGGCGGAAACAACAUUUUCGCAACGUAUGGACUCAUAUUUCUACAUAGCUGGAGUGUGUGUGUUAUAAGAUUGCAGGCAUAUGACAGAGUCGUUGCGGUGCAAUGCCAAACAAUGUUAUUGUGUUAAGCGGGUGUUGCCAGGCGAUAGCCUGACUUGAUGGCAUAAGCAAAUGAAGCAUUAAAUGCAUGAAUUUGUUCGCAAAUUUAAUACAUGUAAGGAGAAAAAUGAAGAAGAAGAAAAUAGAAGGAGCAGGUGUGAGAAGGAUUUGAAUAUUCAAUUUUUUUAUUGUCGGUUUUCAAGUUUUCACUUCAGAUCACCAAUAUCAAGAAAUUGUGUUGUGAGCUUUGUUGUAUUUAAGGAAUUAAAGUACAUAAUAUAAUGCGUAUACUUGAUUUAACACGAGCCACAAAAAUGUUCCCUAAUAAAUUUUUCAAAGAAAUGAAGAAGAACUCGCAUGUCUAGAAGAGUCACUUUGGGCGUUGUUUUUCAACUUAAAUAAAGGCGAGCGGACCAAAAGGCAUUUUCUGACUUAGUGUAAAUGACGAAUAUCAAAUAACUUAUUUAAAAGUGCCAGGCAACAAACCCCCAGCGUAGCAACUUAAAGAAACUCGAUAGUUAAAUAAAAUUAGAAUCAAUGACACGUUAGGGAGCAACGUCGAUGAAAAAAGUAUGCCACAAAAUGGAAAACAAACUUUUGUAAUAAAAUACCAGCCAUUAAAUAAAGGAAAUUAUUCGCAACGAAGCAGAAGAACCAACAAGUAAGUCAAUAUCGGCAGGACAUACAACCGCACAUCAACAAAAGUUGUGGCAGUGACGGCAGAGAAAGGUGGUGGAUAAGCAAUAAACAAACAUUGAUAAAUCAUUAAAAAUUCAUUGAUGACAGCAUUUUGCUAUUAAAAUAAUAAUAACUCUGAUGUUAAUAGAAUUACUGGGUGGCAGAGAAAGCAAUUAUUGGCUUAAAGUUUUCUAUAAAAAAGAAAUAAAAAUAUGCAAAAUAAUUUAUCAGCAGUGGACGCCUGACCAAGCGCAACAUAUCCCUUUUGAACCAGCACAAUUCUCGAAAAAAAAUUGUCGCGCGCAUCAAUGAAGAGCUUGGAUCUCAGCGAUCAAAAUCAAAGUUUUCAUGCAUAUCGGCUGCCUUUUAUACAACAACAAUAAAAAAUAACACAUGAAAUUGGAUUCCACUCACUCAAAAAAUAAAAAAUUUAAAUAAAACUGAAAACAGCUGCUAUGAAAACUACAACAACAAAGCGGCAUUGAAACGCCGAAACACACAACAACAACAACCAUUUCAUCAAAACUCCACAAAAAUCAAAGUCAAUCAGUGAAAUUGGUUAAUGUCAAAAAAAUUCCGCACUCAACGCUCACUCAAAAAGCUGACAGUUGACGACAAAAUUAAUGAAAUGCUUUUCGCACAAAAAAUACAAAAAAUUGGAUGCCACUUACUUGUAUAUUGGAAACGAAAAUAAAAAUAUUUAUCAACACAAAUAUUUAAGAAAAAACAACAUUGAAAGUAAGCAAUAAUGGUAUAAAAUUUAUCAAAAAUUGAGGUGAAAAAGUGCUCCAGUGAAAUAUAAACAAAGAAAACAUAAAAGCUUAAAAGCGCCGCAGGUGUCCUUGGCCGCGACAGGACAACCGCAUAAUCGACGCAUAAACUCAUUCAAAAUGAUUAACAAUAAUUUGGAUUAUGAGCGUAAUAGCAACACAAUGCCUGCGGGUGUCGACAUCGAUGUCGCACCAGCAGCAACAACAAUAACACUGUCAACCACAAUAUCGCCAACCACGGCGAACAGCAACAAUCGGAACAGCAACAGUAACAGCAAUCACCCGAGCGUCGACAACGGCAGCUACUUUAAUCGUUUCGACAAUCGCAUUGCCGCCAAUUUGGCAGCUGUGUUGACGGGUUCACGCUUCCGCUCCUCGUCCACAUCUUCGCCCACGAAGACACUGCAAAAGACGAAGAAUGCAAACAAUCUUCGCACUGCGCACGGCUUCUCCAAUUCAAGUACAAAUAUGCAUGCCGUCGGCAGCGCCGUCACUCAGCAUUACAGUGGCGUGUCGACGCUGGGUGGUGGCCGAAAACCACCCGCACAUCUGCAGCUGCAUAACGUUGGCAGCGACUCGCGACCCUCAUCGCCCCAGCUGCAUGGCUCGGUGGGGCGCAAUCGACGUCCGUUGCAUUUAUUCACGCAAGCGAAUUUGAACUGCAAUGACAACGAGAAAGCCGCGCACACGCCACCCAGCUCGGACGAAGACAACUCACCCACAGAGUUGAAUAAUUGCAAGCGUUUGGUCGACAAACCGCCCCUGGUCAAGCGUUUAACCAUGGGCUUGUUGCGUUCAAAUGAGGAGUCGCGACCGCUUGUCAGCAUUGGCACACCCACGGGCACAACAAAUACAAACACACUGUGCAACGCCAGACUACAUAAUUCGGCAAGCAACAAAAUUUAUUCGAAUGGCUAUAUUAAUGAGGAGGCCUUUGAGCCGGAGAAAUUUAUUGCGAGCAAAUUCGGUGAUUCCUGCCGGCAAUCGCUGACGGCUAUACCCAUGCUGGACACUGUGAAUCUGAACGACAACACCGAGUUCAAUCUAAAGAAGCGUUAUUUGCGUGAAACGAGUAGUGCAAAUUCCAGUCCGAAAAUAUUCGCCAAUCGCCUGCGCAAUAACACAUUAUCAGCAGCCAUGCGCUCCAGCACCACCACCAAUUCCACUACAAAUACCACAAUCACAGCGGAUGCCUUAGAUGAAACCGAGGAAGCUGAUCUCAAGGAUGCCUCGUGGUUUCAAGCUGGUAUUUCACGUGACAUAGCCGUCGAAGUGCUGUCGAGCAAAAGUCCUGGUGCCUUCUUAGUGCGCAAAAGCACCUCCAAGCCGGGUUGUUUUGCCUUAACGCUGCGUGUGCCAUCGCCACCUGGACCAAAAACGGCGAAUUACAUUAUACUACGAACGGCGAGAGGUUAUAAAAUAAAGGGCUUCCGCAAGGAGUUCUCCACGCUGCAGGCCUUAAUAACUCACCAUUCUGUUAUGCCGGAAUUGCUGCCAGUGCCGUUAGCCAUGCCACGCCCAACAAAUAUGACCUCAUCGAGACGCAAUAUCGAUGACUUUGACACUUACGAUUCACUACAAAUGUUGGUGAAGUACUUACGCGCAAAAACUUUGGAAAACGAGUAGUGUUAAAUUGCGCAGUGGCGUAUAUUUAUAAGUAAAGUGGCUAUAGUUUGGUCUUACCUGAUGUGAAUAAGCACAAAAGAAGCACAAUAUAUGUUACAAGCUAUGAAAAUUUGAAUUACUAUAAGCUAAAUAAAUACCUUACUGGAACAUGCAUACUCGUUCAUCCAAGCUUGGUACUCUUAAGUCCCAUCUUUUCACAGCAUAAUUUAUAAUUUCCCAUUGCUUUACAAAAAGCAUACCCUCUACGCACACAAAAUUGUUUAAAAUAAAUAUAUAUAUUGUAGAUAUGUAUAUGUAUCAACAUAUUUGCGUAUGCAUGUUAGUAGAUAUAUGAAAGCAAAAACAACAAAAAAAAACAAAAAUGUCUAUAGAAAAAUGUGAUAUCAUUAAGUGACACUACAGGUGACUGCGGCGCACGAAAAUGGCUCCAGUUGCAAAACUACUUACAUAGUUUACUUAGUCUGUAUGUAUUUAAUGUUAAAGUUGUUUGGUGUGUAACUGUUAAGGGUGGCAAACGUACACUAUUACGCAUUUAUAUGUAUGUGUGGCUAUGUACAAAUAUUAAUUAUAAUUAUAGCAUUAUUAUUUGUGUAAGGAAACGCCAUGUUUGCAGCAAACUUUGAAAAGUUUUCGGUUCAUUGUAAAUAUAGUUUAUUUUGUGCAAAAUCAAAAAUGUGAGACAUGCAAAAUAAAUUUGUUUAGUUUUCAUAAGAAA